Protopolystoma xenopodis is the source of this 204-nucleotide messenger RNA. NCBI's taxonomy places the organism in Eukaryota, Metazoa, Platyhelminthes, Monogenea, Polystomatidea, Polystomatidae. The record is from the annotation of a GenBank genome assembly.
AUGCCUGAAAUGAAAGCCAAGCGUCGAGGCUUCCAGCGUCGGCUAAAUCUCCUCCUCCCUUCACAGGAGCAGAUUAGGUGCCUGCGACUUGACAUGAUCCCCGAUCUGACACUGCCGUUGGGGCACUUAUCGUUUGCUUUUCCAGGCAACAUUCACUAUGCCAACAACAGCCGUCACUUUGGCUACCAACCGAGACAGUGUUGA